UCCAACAUCUGGCGGCGCCUGCGCUCUGCCGCCCAAUAGCGAGCCACGGGGGGAGGGGGGGUGGGCCUGCCCGCGCGCGCGCCGCCGGGCGCCCGGAGCACGGGGAGGAACCGCCCUCGAUCACGUGAGGCGAAGCCCGGCGCGAGAACGCCGGGUCGAGAACGCCGCCGAGCCGUCAUGCUGCCGCGCCGACCAAUCGGCCGGCGGCGUGGGCGGGACGGAGAGAGGCUCCUGCCCAAUGGGAAGGCGUCUGGCGAGGGCGGUGCGGGAACGGGGAAGGUGCCGGCGCGGCGCGGAGCUGUCCCUGCGCGCCGUCAACUCCUCGCGCUCCGCAUUCGCCUCCUUCCUCUUCGCGCCCCUCUUCUUCCAGCUGUACGAGACGGGCGGCGCCCAGCCUGACAGAGAGCUCCUCCGAUGCAAAGUCCUCAUGAAGUCCUUCCUGGGUGUCUUCCGCUCGCUGCCCUCGCUGGAGAAGACGGUGGGGAGAUGCCUCAUCCUGCUCAAACCCCGGGCCAGCCGCCUCGUCGUGCAGCUCCACUGCAAGUACGGCGUCACCAAGACCCACAACCUGACGUUCCAGGAGUGCGAGCGGCUGCAGGCCAUCUUCGACACCCAGUGCUGCGCCAGCAGCCUCUGCGCCCCGGCACGGGUGCUGGCGGAGGCCGUGGUUCACUUCCCCCAGACACUGGCUGAGGUGACGCUGGAAGCCGGUCCCGGGGGCAAGAUCAGCCUCCGAAACUAUGUGGAGGAUGAGGCAGAGCCGAGCAAAACAAUGGUGACAGAGCUGUGGCUGGCCGAGGACGAGUUCCAGGCCGUAGCUGUGGUCCCGGGCUCCCGCAUCACCUUCUGCCUCAAGGAAUUUCGGGGGCUGCUGACCUUCGCUGAGGCCUCCAACCUGCCCCUCACCAUCCACUACGACGCGCCUGGCAGGCCGGUGAUCUUCACCCUGGACGAUGCCGUGCUGGAGGUGCACCUGGUGCUGGCCACCCUCUCAGACCCGGAAAGCGACUUGCAGCCCCCUGCGGCCAACGGUGUCUCCCACCUGCCCGGCCCGUCAGAUGAUUUUGGUGAUGACCUCGAAUCCUACAUGAUUGCCAUGGAAACCAGUGCCUAUGAGGGGGGCUCGGGGGUGCCCCCCAGCCCCACCUUCCCCCUGCGCACCCCAGGUCCAGCCAAAAGCGACCCAGAGGAGGAGGAAGAGGAGGAGGAAGGAGCCGUGCCAGGGACCCCCCCUCACAAAAAGUUUCGCUCGCUGUUUUUUGGCUCGGUGCUGACACCGGGGGGGCCCAGCCUGGCCCCCACCCAGGAGGUGCUGGCAGAGGACAGCGAUGGCGAGUACUGAGACCCCCCCCAAAGGCGCGGAGCUGCCAGCAUCCCACCCCUGCGGACCCCCCAGCCACCAGGACGGGCACCCCCCCAAUCCAGCAUCAGCCCCCAAACACAGGCACCCCCCCACGACCCAUUACAAGUUUAUUCCCAAAAAAUCCUCCUGCCCCCCCCCCCACUCUCCACUGCCAUCCCAGGGCUGGGCUCUGGGCUCCCCCCUCGCCCCGGCGGUCCCUGCCCUGGGGCUGGAUUUGGUUUGGUGGAGCGUGGCGGGGGGAGGGGGCGGCAGGAUCUUACAAAUAAAAAAUGAGUCGAAAGAAAA
Molecule: messenger RNA, 1648 nt
Organism: Grus americana (Whooping crane)
Lineage: Eukaryota; Metazoa; Chordata; Aves; Gruiformes; Gruidae
Gene: RAD9A
Product: RAD9 checkpoint clamp component A
Exons: 10
Coding region: 239-1342 (367 amino acids)
Biological process (GO): mitotic intra-S DNA damage checkpoint signaling; DNA replication checkpoint signaling; DNA repair
Cellular component (GO): checkpoint clamp complex
Source: RefSeq, a predicted model, not a curated record